Molecule: messenger RNA, 2143 nt
Organism: Scutellospora calospora
Lineage: Eukaryota; Fungi; Glomeromycota; Glomeromycetes; Diversisporales; Gigasporaceae
Source: the annotation of a GenBank genome assembly
AUAUGGCAAGUUUGUAUUUUCUGAACGAGAGACUCUUAUAACUCUAGCAAAAAAAUGCGAUGCGCAAGUCAUUAUUUAUGAAGAAACAUUGGAAGGAUAUCAACUUUAUAUAGUUGAACAAUGGGUUUGUGAUAGAAAACCAUAUAACACUGUUACUGUUUUUACAGGUGACCCAACUCAUAAGAUCAAAGUAUGUGUUAUACUCAUCGAAGAAGAAAAAUUUCAAAUAUAUCCAAGAGAAAUUGAAAUUUUGUUUUCUAGUCUGGAAGAAGACAUGACUCGGUUAAAAGACACUAAACUAGGAACAAUAUUUGUGACAAAUUUAAGUACUUUUCCUUCGUCAUUAAGUACCAUUUUGGUUACCGAAGGAGAUUACAAUGCACAUUACCCACAGUUCCGCCUAAACUUAAAUUUACGUAGAAUUGGUUGUAGCGGUAAAACUGCCUUGUCUUUAAAACCUCAAACCGAAGUACAAAAACAGAAAUUUUUUCAAUUAUAUUCUGUACCUGAAAAAAUACCUGAAAAAAUAUUUGAGUCUGCUGUACUUCAAUUAGUGAAAUAUGUUCAAGUUGCUUUACACUUGAUUUUUGAUUUCCCUCAAAUUUAUAUUGAUGGAUUAUUAUGCAACAUUACUGAAUCUUAUCUUAAAGAAUUUAAGAAUGAGCAUGCUCGUAAUUUCGAUACUCUAGAAAAUAUCUUUGAACCAAAUCUGGUUGCCGAAAUUUUAAGAAUGGUGUUAAGCAUUCGAAAUAAACUUAAUUAUUUAAAUUAUCAGGUUGGAAAAGAUCCAUUCGUGGAUACUGAUACUUUUAUAAAUGGUGUUGUUUCUUUUCAGAAAUCGGCGAAAAUAGAACCGAUAUCUCGUAAACUAGAUUCUGGAAUUAUAAAAAAAAUUAAUGACUUAUAUAAUAAAUCAAGAAAUCCUGAUGGGCUAAAAAUGCGCAAGGUCAUAAAUCAAUUUGAAAAGAAUUUACCUGGUAUAUCAAGUCACUUAAAUACAUCGAAUGAUAUUGAGACGUAUAAUUUAGAAGAAUUCUGGAAAAACGAAGGGUCAAGGUUGUUAUGGAAGGGUAAAGAUGAAUCUGUAGAAAUGGAUUUAUUUCAUGGUGGAAAGGAAUUAGGAAAAAGCUUUCUUCGUGGUGUUUCAGGAAGAACGGCAAAAACCGGUGAGGUUAUCAGAGAGGGUGUGCGAGGACUUAAAGAAGGUGUCACAGAGUCUUUAUCUAGUUUAGUGGACCGAGGUGGAAUAUCAAGGGAAAAAGAAAAAUCACUAACUGGAACUACAAAAUCGUUAACAUUUCCAUUGGAUUCGACUACUCAUCCCGAACCAUCCUUAUCAAAUGAUCUUGAAUUAUAUGUCAAGUCAAAAUCGUCUACACGAAGUUUACCACAAACGGUAUCUGAUGUAGCAUUUUUUAACAAUUCGGCACAUAGUAGCUCCGAGUUUAUCGCGAGUACAGCUGAUCAACAAGUAACAGAUUCAAGUUUCUCCGAUGAUGGAUCAUCCUACGAUAGUGAUACUGAAAACUCAUGGUACCAACGAAGGCGAUCAUAUUCUUUUAAUGCAUACGAUGACAUUAAAUUACGAGAAUUACCAAUAUAUCAUCACAAGAGAGCAAAAUCUUUUACAACAGUGGAUUUUGCUCAAAAACAAGGUGCUCGCUCAUUACAUAGGCGAAAAUUCGAGAUUGACAUUCAAACAUAUACGAUUUAUGAGAGUCUUAGAGACCGAGAAGCAAAUUUAGAUGAACUGAUUAAACAUUUAAUGUCAACUGCUAAAAAAUACGAUGACCAACUUGAGAAAUUAUCUAAUGCUUAUGAAGAAAGAUAUCAAAAAUUCAAGUCAACGGAAGAAUAUAGUUCGAAAAUACUAUCAAAACAAAAAAAAGUAGCUGAAACAGUAAAGAAAAUUGAAACUGAUGGAGGAAAAUUAAAUUAUGAAUUAGGUGUAUUAGAAGAUAAAUUAAAGGAAAUCGAUGAGUUUAUCGAACAAUUUUGUUUUAAGGUUCAAGUAAUGGAAUCCAAAUUACCACAUUCAUCAAGAUCAGUAAAGGCCUUAUUUAAUGUUUGGAACUACCUUCAGGAGCAAUGGAAUUUAAUUACUUCACGUUUAUAUAAAAGAAAAUUAGAAAAGGAUGAAUAA